AUGUGUCCUGAUGAGAUUCUGUUUAGUAAUGCUACACUGCAGCACUUGAGCAAGAGAAUUCCAAGAACAAAGGAAGAACUCCUGGAGAUCAAUGGCAUUGGAAAGGCCAAGGUCAGCAAGUAUGGAGAUCGGUUGCUGGAAACCAUUGAAUCUACUAUUAGGGAACACCAUAAGGCAGAGAGAAAUAGUAGCAGUAGCAAUGAAAGUACUGAUUCAACGAAGAGGAGAAAUGCAAGUAAGUCUCCAAAUGGAAAUAUGGAAGAGGAUGAUGAAUUCACUAAAAGCACUGGUCGGUCAAAGAAAAGGGCAGCAAUGAGGCAGAGCAAAGGUUCCGAGGUUCCUAAUUCUGUGGAGCCAGAUUACUGCAACCAAUUCCUAGAUGAUGAGCUGGAUUUUGUCCAUUCCUAUCAUGAUAUAGAAACUAAUGGCUCAGAAGUAAAGGCUGAACAGAAUGUUACGGGGAGACUGCUGCCAUCAUGGUAA
This is a messenger RNA of Dovyalis caffra, 483 nucleotides long. NCBI's taxonomy places the organism in Eukaryota, Viridiplantae, Streptophyta, Magnoliopsida, Malpighiales, Salicaceae. The record is from the annotation of a GenBank genome assembly.